Fonsecaea erecta is the source of this 2346-nucleotide messenger RNA. RefSeq lists its product as hypothetical. Bases 1 to 2346 code for a protein of 781 amino acids. Gene Ontology annotation, biological process: regulation of DNA-templated transcription. The transcript is spliced from 2 exons. Gene Ontology annotation, cellular component: chromatin; nucleus. The record is from RefSeq and is a predicted model, not a curated record. Lineage: Eukaryota; Fungi; Ascomycota; Eurotiomycetes; Chaetothyriales; Herpotrichiellaceae. Gene Ontology annotation, molecular function: histone H3K36 methyltransferase activity; protein binding.
AUGCAGCUUCGUCAGACCCUCCUCAGCUUCUACCGCUCACGGAUUGAGAACGUAAAGCCUGAAGCUCGCGGGCCCUCAGAGUCUCGCCCACCGCUCGCUCGUGCCGUAAGCUCUACGUCUUCAGACAAUGACCCAGACGCCAUGGUCAUUACGCCGAGGGUCAGCAGACAAUCACAACGACAGCUCCCUACGCCCUCCGAGAGUUCCCUUGACCUGUCCCUUCAAGAUGUCCCACUUGCGACCAUGAAACAGGUCCCGAAAGGUCGGGCCCGACGCGUCAGUCCUCGACUGAUGAAGACACGAAGUCACAAUGGGCUUCUGGAGGAUGCGGAAGAUGAGGACGCCAAAGGAAGGACCGUGAGCGGCGAAACCUUGGUCAACUUGGAGAACGCGAGUCAGUCGACACUGGUCAAGGAAGGCAUUGCCGCAUUGGACUUGCCGUGGAACGUGAGCGAGGUGUUCACCAAGCAGGGCAAAGAUGAUAUACUGGGAGAGAAGAACGGCGCAGCGGGCCGGUCUAGGGAAUUGACAGUGGGGACUCUGGAAGACGACGAUGAAGAGGACCAGCGGCUCCGAGCAGAGAAUGCGGCCGCGAGGAAGGCGAAAAUGGCCGAGAACAACAAAAUAUGGGAAAAACGCCGUAAAGUCGCACAGAAACUGGCUACCAGAAGAUCGUCCAGAAUGCCUGUCCUGGAGAAGGCGGGAGAGGUUAUGUCGACUAUUGCUAACAGCGUGCUUGGAAAGAGGAAGGAUAGGGCGUCCGAUUCGCGCAACGGAACACGAUCAAAAAGCUUGGGAGGGACAGAGCUGGCUGCCCCAGAACCUGUUCUGAAGAAGAGACGCGUCAGCGAGGGUGACGCUCCUAGGGAGGAGCUUGCCCAACCGACAGUGCCCGCUCGACGGCGGCGCGAAAAGAAAUGGCUGUCAUUCGGGCUCUACGCUGGUCAGCCGCGGGAAUUGGAUAUGCGUCCUUCCGGAAGCAAAAGCAGGCGCAAGAGCCUGGCUCCUCCCGAACCUGUCAAGGAAAACUCUGUCUUGCCUCUGCCAAUGUUUGCCGGCGAGCGUCUGUUGGACCAUGGUCGAGACUUCAAGCUGCCUUUCGACAUCUUUUCCCCUGUUCCUGCCGGUCAGCCGAAGCCUGACGAGUGGAGAAAAGUCAACAAAAACGUCUUUGUCGGCGACGCGGCACAAGCAUGGCGGGUGUCGAAGUAUGAGGAUUCCGCCUGUCUGUGCACGCCUGAGACGGGUUGCGACCAGAAUUGCAUGAACCGAUACAUGUACUAUGAAUGUGACCGCCAAAACUGUAAUUUGAAGGCGGAAGAGUGUGGGAACCGUGCAUUUGACAGUCUCCAGCAACGAGUUAAAAAGGGCGGCAAAUACAAUAUUGGCGUGGAGGUGAUCAAGACGGAAGACCGGGGAUAUGGCGUGCGAAGCAACCGCACGUUUGAACCUAAUCAGAUCAUCGUGGAGUACACGGGAGAGAUCAUCACCCAGGAGGAAUGUGAGCGCCGCAUGAAGACGAUGUAUAAGCAUAACGAGUGCUAUUAUUUGAUGCUCUUUGAUCAGAACAUGAUCAUUGAUGCUACUCGAGGAUCCAUUGCACGAUUCGUCAACCAUUCUUGCGAACCCAAUUGCAAGAUGGAAAAGUGGACAGUCAACGGCAAGCCCCGAAUGGCACUCUUUGCAGGCGACCGAGGAAUUAUGACCGGGGAAGAACUGACCUAUGACUAUAACUUCGAUCCUUAUUCACAGAAGAACGUUCAAGAAUGUCGCUGCGGGUCCCAGAAGUGCCGUGGAGUGUUGGGACCCAGAACCAAGGACGAGCGCAAACCCAAAAGCCCCGAAAAGGAGCCCAACAAGGGCCACAGGAAACUGGCAGGCGCAAAACGAAAGAUCGCGGAGGUUAUCGAAGAGAGCACCAGCCGAAUAACCAAGAAGACCAAGGUGGCGGUUGCACCAAAACGCAAGGUCUCGGGUCGCUCACAAUCCAGCAGCCCGGUCAAGGUGCGAAAGAUGAAGCUCAUCAAGAAAGCUGUCACGCGAAAGACCAGUGCCACCAUCGUGGGAGGCCUCGCCAGACGUCCCUCGAAACUCAGGACUCUUGUGGCGAGCGCCAAGAGCAAGGCAGCCAAGCAGCAAAGACGAGUUGUGUCGACGUCGUCUUCGACCGCUUUGAUUGCGAAGACGAGCCCAAAAAAGAUCCCGACUGCGCCCGUCAGCCGAUCAUCGAGCUUGCGGGAGAAGGCAUCCAGCGUCAAAAGUCGGGUCGUGAAGAGUGUUCGCACCACUCAGAGAGUAAGGACCAAAACUAUACGAGCGAUUGAGGCUGAAGAGGGGGCCGCAUGA